This is a messenger RNA of Equus caballus (horse), 8516 nucleotides long. It is a transcript of the gene GNA12, whose product is annotated as G protein subunit alpha 12. The record is from RefSeq and is a predicted model, not a curated record. Lineage: Eukaryota; Metazoa; Chordata; Mammalia; Perissodactyla; Equidae. Gene Ontology annotation, cellular component: brush border membrane; heterotrimeric G-protein complex. Gene Ontology annotation, biological process: adenylate cyclase-modulating G protein-coupled receptor signaling pathway; Rho protein signal transduction. Gene Ontology annotation, molecular function: G-protein beta/gamma-subunit complex binding; guanyl nucleotide binding; GTPase activity.
GCGGCCUGAGGGAGCGGCCGGUGCCGCGCGGGGCUCGCCUCGCCCGCGGCGGGGUCCAUGGCCUGAGCGGCCAUGUCCGGCGUGGUGCGGACCCUCAGCCGCUGCCUGCUGCCGGCCGAGGCCGGCGGGGCCCGCGAGCGCAGGGCGGGCGGCGGCGGGGCCCGCGACGCGGAGCGCGAGGCGCGGCGGCGCAGCCGGGACAUCGACGCGGGGCUGGCCCGCGAGCGGCGCGCCGUGCGGCGCCUCGUCAAGAUCCUGCUGCUGGGCGCGGGCGAGAGCGGCAAGUCCACCUUCCUCAAGCAGAUGCGCAUCAUCCACGGCCGCGAGUUCGACCAGAAGGCGCUGCUCGAGUUCCGCGACACCAUCUUCGACAACAUCCUCAAGGGUUCAAGAGUUCUUGUGGAUGCGCGAGACAAGCUUGGCAUUCCUUGGCAGCACUCGGAAAACGAAAAGCAUGGGAUGUUCCUCAUGGCCUUCGAGAACCGAGCGGGGCUGCCCGUGGAGCCCGCCACCUUCCAGCUGUACGUGCCCGCUCUGAGCGCGCUCUGGAGGGACUCUGGCAUCAGGGAGGCCUUCAGCCGGAGGAGCGAGUUCCAGCUGGGUGAAUCGGUGAAGUACUUCCUGGAUAACCUGGACCGGAUCGGCCAGCUGAAUUACUUUCCCAGUAAGCAAGACAUCCUACUGGCGAGGAAAGCCACCAAGGGCAUUGUGGAACAUGACUUCGUUAUUAAAAAAAUCCCUUUUAAAAUGGUGGAUGUGGGAGGCCAGCGGUCCCAGCGCCAGAAGUGGUUCCAGUGCUUUGACGGGAUCACGUCGAUCCUGUUCAUGGUGUCUUCCAGUGAGUACGACCAGGUCCUCAUGGAGGACAGGCGCACCAACCGGCUGGUGGAGUCGAUGAACAUCUUUGAGACAAUAGUCAACAACAAGCUCUUCUUCAACGUCUCCAUAAUCCUGUUCCUCAACAAGAUGGACCUCCUGGUGGAGAAGGUGAAGACCGUCAGCAUCAAGAAGCACUUCCCGGAUUUCAAGGGCGACCCCCACAGGCUGGAGGACGUUCAGCGCUACCUGGUCCAGUGCUUCGACCGGAAGAGGCGGAACCGCAGUAAGCCGCUCUUCCACCACUUCACCACCGCCAUAGACACUGAGAACAUCCGCUUCGUGUUUCACGCUGUGAAGGACACCAUCCUGCAGGAGAAUCUGAAAGAUAUCAUGUUGCAGUGAAAGAGGAAGCCCCUCACUGCCGUCGUCCUUAAACAGCCUCCGUAGCCACUGGUCGGAUCCCCCUGGCGUGUAUCAUCCAUCUGGUCUUGGAGUGGGUUUCUCGGAUCCUCGCCAUCCAACACCUGGCUCAGGAAUGCUGUAAAGCCAGCCACGCCGACGUGCUCUGGCCCGGAGGCCGUGGAAACGAUGUUAGCUACUGAAUCCUGGGGACUAGCGAAACUACUGAGAAGCCAAGUGAUCACUUUGGUAUGAAUUUGUGAUACCUAAUGACACAGCUUGCUUUCUUUUUACAGAAAUUUUCUUUCUUUUCUGACACAGUUUAAUCGAGCAUCCUGUGUGUGUGUGCACGCACACGCUCUAUCGUUAAUGACAGAAACACACAAACCAGCUGCCUUGCAGAUGGCUUUUCUCUCUAACUUGCAAGUCUGCGGCGAGAUGAACUAACCCGAAAGCUUUUGCCUAACAGUAGUUUUUAGGAGAUCAGAUGCGUGCUGAUGCUGCUAAACUCAGAGUCCCCACAUCGGGCCCCCUAGCCCCCAGCUGUGGGGUCUCAGUGCCACCUCCCAAAGCGAGUUGCCUUUUAAAACUCUCGUGCCAAUUUCCUGAGACCCGGUCCAGGCAUAUUAGGUUAAGCCGAGGGGCCCCAGCUUUAGAGGCUGGGAGCAAGAGCUCCGCAGGUAUGGACUUGCCUUAAUGCCCCACCACAUGCGUGGUUCUUCCUGCCUUGUCAGAUUGCCCAGCAACACAGCACGGGGUGGAGCUGCGCAGAGGCAGCGUGCUGACAGUGAACGUCUGCCCCUGCACACAGAGGUGCUUAUUGCUCCGUGCCCACCCACUGGCAAAGACGUAGAAACCAAGUGGCCUUGCCGAUGACCGCUCCAUCUUCCCAGUCAUCUUCUGAUACUUGCACGUGCCUGCAUUUCACAUUUCCUUCUUUUGGAAUCAGUCGAGAGCUUCCUCUUCCUCACAGGGGCUUGGAAGCUGGCAAGUUACUAGCAAAGCCUUUGUUAAUGCCACAGCUGCUUGGCGAGCUCCUAACACCUGACCUUUCAGGAAGCCCACAGGCUCCAGAGAAAUCUGAGUUUGUCCAGACUGCCUUUGGACAGCCGGUCCCCGUUCUCAGUUCCCCUCUAAACCUUGAUCCUUAUCAAGGUCUCCUGCUUCUGUUCGUGUACACACGCAUAACAAGUAAACACUACCAGACAGAGCUCUCAUCAGGGGAAGCUGCAGAAGGCUGCGACAUUGACACGAGCUGGUAAACCUGACACUCGGUUACCUUGUUCAGUUACCUUUGUCCAGGGUCUUUCACUGUGUUUAAAAAUACACUGCAUUCCAGCCUGGUCCCCUCUGUGUAUUACUCUACUAAAAAAGUCUGUCUAUUGUGUUUAGGACUUUUCCUAGCAUUUAAAAGAAAAAAAAAAAUCUUCCUCUGUAACUGGCACCACAAUGUCACUGCGUUUAAAAACACAUCCCAGGGCCCUUGUCCUGAGGCCACACUGUUCCCAAUCCUUGUGUCCCUUUGGCAUCUCACUCUUGGCUCAUUUCCAGCAAGCCAGAUAAACAUUACACUUGUGGCAGAUGCUGACCCAGAAGAAAAGGGAGGGAAAAACCUGCUCCUGAGUCAUCCCCGUUAUCACUGUGUUUUUAUUGAGGAGACAUGAAACUCUCUUUCCGUUUUGGUGCUCAAGGCUCGGUGUCGACAUUUGCUGGGGUUUUGGCUCUUUUUUUUGGCUGGAAAAAAAGUUUUGCUGUUUGCGUGCUGCUUCCUGUGGCUCUCCGUAAACUGAAAGGACGUGACCCAGGAUCAGUGCCGAUGACCAGGGCUUAAAGGAAGGAGAGCCCUCUUGAAGGCUCCGUCAGGGCCGUGGAAGAUCGCGUUUGCAUUUUGUGGCAGUGAGGUGCAGCCCAUGCCUCGGGGGCGGGUGCUCCUCGCCCACUCAGUGUUCUGGGUCUUACAGGUCCGUUAGGGAUGCAGAGCUCUUCCUCACCAGCUUGGAAGUAUCCUUCUGCUUCGGGUGGCGGCCGCUGCCGUCCCGACUGGAGGUGUUUGAACUGCCUUCCUGAUGAGUUGAGGUCAGCCCUGUCCAUGAGUGCUCUUUCCUUUAAACACUCGGAUAAUUUGCUGGUUCGCUUGCAGAACCGGAAGCAUGUAAUCAAGAGAGCUUGUGACUGUGUUGAACUGACUGCAAGGCAGGGUGGGGUGGCCGGAAGGCCCGGGUCCUUGGCCAGCUCAGCCCCUGACCCCACUUAGCUCGGCUGGGACUAGGCUGCCUCCUCUUUUGAUGAGCGGGCAAAGGAGAGUCUGUACAGGCGCCCGGCUGUGACCCCGUGACUCGUCGGCCUCGGAGAAGAUCACUGUCUGCCAGGCUAAAUAAAACCAGUUACACCUUUUCUACACAUAGAUUGUAGCCAUUUUUGUCUCCAAAACCUUAGGCUUUUGUAUUUUUUUAUUUUAAUUUCACUGUUAUCCUUGAUUAUUGUCUUUUUUAUGGAGAUGUUGGAGAAGCAGGAGAUAGGUGUGCCUCAUCUAUUAUUGCAAAAAUAUAACAAUAAACUUCCUCAAAAUAAGAUAUUCUCCUCAUACUUAACACUGUUUACACCUAAGGACACGUGUAGGUUUUUUACUGAAAUAUUUUCUUAACUCUUCUAUUGGUAGAGAAAUUGUUGCAAAGAUUUUGCAUUAUAGCUUUGUAAUUUAUAGAGAUCUCUAGAAUUCUUACUUUUGUAAUGUUUUUACUUCUUGGAUGAAAGAAAAAUGAGUCAGGUUAUUUUAACUCCAAGACCAGAAGAUAAUCUUGAAACAGGAUCAUUAGUUACGACAGACUGACCUGGGGGUCCCGGGAGCAGACAUCACUACCUUGGCAUUGGAAGAUGGAGGCCCCAUCGAAUGGAGGGGUCCUGGUGGGUUGCUCAGGGCCUACACUUUGCACACAGCGGGGUUGUUUGCUAGGAGGGUCUGCUCGGACGGUUUGACCACCUUCAGUCUCUGGAUGUUUAGUAAAAUGAAUCCUUCGUUUUUCUUUGCUUAAUAGAAAUAUCACUCAGCCUUCAAAACCGGCAUUAACUUAAUUUUUCAGUCCCAAAAAUGCGAGCAGAUAACUCUAAUCCUAAUUUUACUUAAAGGUUCAUUGUUUGUUAAUCACAGUUUGUGUUUCCACAUGGAAAACAAAGCCUGACACACAGGAGAACUGCCACCAAAAAUGUCCUGAACAAAAGCCCCCGGGACACGACUUCAGAACAGGCUGUCACGGCAUACACACCUAGAGACGCGCGCACGUGUGCGAGGGAGGGGUGCUGCUGCUCUGAGAUGUGGAGAGCCCAAGGAGGAGGCCCUGGUGACAGACGUUUGACGUGACCGGAGCCCGGAGGAAGGAAAGGCAAGGGUGGGUGGGCAUUCUGCUGUUGCAGCCCCCUGGGGUCAUCGUCCCGGCCACAGAGUGAAGACACGUUGACACGAAGCGUGGACGACUCCUAGUCGUCAGCACGGCUUGUCACGCUCAGGACUCUUUUCUAGAAAGAGAAAUGUAUGUGUUGUCCAGUGGCCCUGGCCUGGGUGGGACCCUGUGGGGUACCUUUGUAUGUGAGGCUUAAACUGACCACAAGUGGGAGAGGCAAAACCCCUCCAGAAAAAUGCCAGUGAUGAGCACGCCGUGCGCUCUUCAUUGUCCCUGUGGCUGUGGCCACGCUCGUCGGGUCCCAAUUUCUCCGUUUCUAAGUUGGACAAAAUGGUGAUUCUGGCUCCGGUGCCACAGGUCAGAUCACCUGAGGAGCUUUGCAGAGGCCCCGGGCUGAGCCACCCAGGGCCUGUCCAGGACAGACCUCGUGUGUGCAGAUUCCUGAUGGCCCGGUGGUUUUACUGUGCAGCCAGUGUGGAGGGCCACUCAAGUAGCUAAUCUUGGCGGGUUCCUUCCAGGCUGGUGGCAUUCUGCGUUUAGCACGGUGAGAAUUAGAUUUGUAACAGCCACCAAAUGCUCCCUCGCCAUGACUAGCACCCUGCCUCGAGAAGCAGCAGCGACAGUAGGUUUUCUGUUGCGAUUAAGUAAGUGGCGACAGGAAGCUCUUGCUAAUAGGCCUCUCACAGUGUGUCAGGCAGUCCUUCCAAGUCAGCUGGUGCCAUUUUCUCCGUAAGGUACGCCAGAGGCGCUUAGCAGCCUCAUUCUGCACUGAUCCCUGAAAAUGUAGGAAGCCUUGUUUGAAGAAAAGGACGACUCUUGAGGCUUACGUAAUCUUCACGUCAGCCCUGGGGAGAGAGGAUCCUCACGGAUGUGAUUCCCAUGUCUCCCUGGCUUCGCGUUUGGGGCGCUCGCCUGGCCUGGAGGCUGGCAGCGGGCCGCAGUCUGGAGGGCUGGGAACUCUGCGCCCUGGACCGGGGCUGGUCUCACUGCCUCUGUGUCCUCCUCUCUGGCUGCACUGGGAGCCACUGUGCGGCCCUGUAGGAAGGGCGCCCCAGAACACAGGAGCUCACUUGAUUCGGUUAAGGCGGUUCCAAAGCUGACACUUGGCUGUGUUAAUGGCCCUUGAUGGCAGAUGACACGCUAGCUUGCACUUGUGUUCAGGGAAGGGCGAGGGCUGAAGCUUGGGCCGUGACCGCAGGGGGAGGGAGCCUGUGGAAACUUUGGCCACUCCUGCCUCCGCAGUCCCUCUGUCUGUCUGUCUCCUUCCUUCUGCUGAGGUCACGGGAGGCGUGCUCUCUUUUACUGCCACGUCUCUCCUUUCGGAACUCUCUAGAUCUUGGAGGCUGGUUAUCUUUAGCGUUCAGGAUGGUGUAUUACAAUAGGUGGAUUGGAUUCCCACGUGGCUGUCGGUGUGUCUUCAGGGGAAAAUGACUUCAAACCACAGAGAGGCUGCCCGUUACCUGCAGCAGCCCCGGGGCCCCUUCUCUCACCCAGGUUACGUCUGGCCUUCCACACCCAGCGCGGCUCCGAGGAGCAGACCGCGUGCCUGUGGAGGUCCUGCUGACCCUGACAGUGGUGACCAUGCCACAGAGCCGUGAGCCUGGAAACCCCGGGGCUCCAAGAGCUGUGCUUUGCAAGCAUUGGGCUCUUCUUGGCACCUGUCUUGCCGAACUGGUCCCCAGGAGGGCUGAGCUCUGCUCAACGUUUGAAUUUCCUGUUGAAAGGCUACAAUCCCAGAUCACAACAGAAGGAGCAGGAUGUCACCAGAAACAAGUGAGUGAGAUCUCAAAUGUCCUGGCAGGAUAGAUAUUCCGAGGUGUUGGUGUCCGUGUGUAGCGAGGGGUAGGAAAGUGGGUGGAACUGAGAAAUAGACCAUGGGAUGCCCGCUCCCCUGGCUGGUCGGGGCACCGGACAGCUGAGAACAGGCGAGAAUUGCUCUGUCUGACCCUGACCUGUGGCACCUCAUUCCUCCUCCGGUCCUGUGUCGGCACCCAGCAGAACAUCUUCAGCUGUCAUUGUAGAGUCUUAUCCUAAGGGGCCCGAAGACCUUAGAUCUGGGUGACGAUCGGCGUGGCCCUGCGGCUCGUUCACAGUCCCACUGCGGACCUGGCUCAGCCUGAGAAUUAGGUUCUCCACUGUCAGGUGAAGGUCAUCAAAAAUGUGAAAGGUCAUUUUUUUCAUCAGAUGGUUUUCUUUUUCACAUGUGUUUAACGUGAACCAAAGUGAAACGCUAGAGCAGCCACUUUGGGGUUCCCGAAUUCGCCUGAACUUCCUAUGGGGCAGCAGCAGGCCCGGGCGCUGAUGCGAAGGGUCGGCCUGAGCUGCCGGCGGCCGAGAGAGGCCUCCCUUGUCCAGCCCGGCCUGGUCUGUGAGAAGAAAGGGCUAUUGUUCCAGGCUGUCCCUUUGGCGCCUUUUUAUUAACACUGAAUUCACUUGAUUUUGUAUCUUUAAAGCUGAUGUAUUUCACCCAAAUGGACAUAAUCCCAGCUAUUCACAGUCGAGGUGGGCGUUCCCGUGGCGCCUCAGCUCCUGACAGGUCGCCGAGCCGGGCGUGCUGGGGGUUGCCGGCCUCUGCGGGCCUGGGCCCGUGGACAGACGUCGCAUCUCGUCUGUAAGGCCGGCGCGGCUCCAGACGAGGGAGGUCAGAGCGAGGGGCAGCUCGGAGCAAGCCCUCCCGUCCCGGGUCUGGUGCUUUCUGGGGCUGGUUCAGGGUUCCUGCUCCCAGCUGACUUCAGAGCGACUCCCGUCGAAAGGGAGAUUGAGGAUGGCGCUGCUGGGGGCCCGUCUGUGAUCUGCAGUCUGUCCCUGAAGAAGAGGUCGGAGGCUGGUCCGUGCACGGCCGGCGGGUGGGAGCGCAGUGCCGACGUCCCUGUGCGCCGCAGCCCCCACUCCCUUCCACAGCCGGCUCCCUGGGCAGUCUCCCGCAGCCCGGGGUGACCCCGGAGGUCUCCCCCACCGCCUGCCCCGUUGCCCUCCUCAGAAAAGGUCAGUACCAACCAUAGGCAGAGAGCACUCUGUCGUCUCAGAGACUCUGGGACUCAGGUUGUAAACGUCGCACCAGACUCGACCUGAGCUGGUUCUCUGUGGCCCUCCUCGCCCGAGCUGCCCGGACGGGCCGGACCCCUGCAGACAGGUGGACGGGCUCUGUGGCAGGCGGGUGGGUGGGUGGUUUGCAGGACCCACGUGCAGCCCGUAGAAACUCGGGCCAUGUCCUCCACCGUCUUUCCUGUUAGGAGUUCACCUCCACGUUCUUUAACAAGUCUGUUGAUGGAGGAAUUUAACGUGGAUCUCUUCGGAGUCUAUCCAUCUCUAGAAUCUUGAAGAAUGACCUUUUGACCUAUUAUGCUAAUUGAUUUAAAACAUUCCAAAUGUCCUUUUUCUUAACUCCAUUCAAACCAACCAAAAGCUGACCGGCAUGUCAUUCUCCGUUGGCACAAGGGCAGCCGGGAAGUUCAGUGUUGUAUUCUCAGCCCCCUCCACUCGCACGUGUCCUCAGUUCACCUUACGGUGUCUGGGGCAUGGCUCCUGUAGUGUGGCCGAGCGGCUGCUGCAGUGGCACAAGGGACCCUGCUGGGGGACAGGGCCGCGGCAGCCUUCAGCUUCAGCAUUCACUACAGGAACGCACUUUGAACCUCCCGAGGGUCUUUACACACCGAAAGGAAAUGCCAGGAAUACCCGCGGAGUGCUUCCUCUUGGGCACCUCCCCCACCAGUGUUGCUGCGCCACCAAACCCACCCACAAUGGGCACCAGCUGUGUGUCAGGCCUCAAUUCUUGGAUAAUGUGUGCCAGGUUAAAAUAGAAUAUGAAGUGUAAAAAGUGUAUUUUAUAGCUACGGUGGUUAGUUUAACAUGUUUUGUAUAUAUGAUUUUUAUAAAUCUAUUAAAAUUUGCCUUAAAUUA